UUGGAUCAGCUAUUUAGAGAUGUUCCGCAUUGAGAGAUGAAAGUAGAGAAAGAGAAAGAGAUUAAGCAAUAGAGAAAAUGGAAGCCAAGAGAAGGAUAGUGUUAGUUCCAGUUCCAGCACAAGGUCAUGUUACUCCAAUGAUGCAACUUGGGAAAGCCCUUUACUCGGAGGGCUUCUCAAUUACAGUUGUUGAGGGACACUUCAAUCAAGUAAGCUCUUCUUCUCAACACUUCCCUGGUUUUCAGUUUGUCACCAUAAAAGAAAGCUUACCAGAGUCUGAAUUCGAGAGACUCGGAGGAAUCGAGUUUAUGAUAAAGCUCAACAAAACCAGUGAGGCAAGCUUCAAGGACUGUAUAAGUCAGUUGUUGCAGCAACAAGGCAAUGAUAUAGCAUGUAUCAUCUACGACGAGUUCAUGUACUUCUGUGGUGCUGCAGCUAAAGAGUUCAAACUUCCCAGUGUUAUCUUCAACAGUACAAGUGCUACAAAUCAAGUUUCUCGUUACGUUGUAGGCAAACUCAAUGCAGAAAAGUUCUUGGUUGACAUGGAAGAUCCUGAAAUGCAAGACAAAGUGGUGGAAAAUUUGUAUCCAUUACGAUACAAAGACCUACCUAUUUCAGAAAUGGGGCCACUAGAUCGAGUUUUUGAGCUCUGUAGAGAAGUAGGCAACAAAAGAACAGCUUCUGGUGUUAUCAUCAACACGGUGAGCUGUCUAGAGAGCUCGUCUUUGUCAUGGCUGCAACAAGAAGUCAGAAUUCCAGUGUCUCCAUUAGGCCCUCUUCACAUGACAGCUUCACCACCUUCUAGUUUACUUGAAGAGGACAGGAGCUGCAUUGAAUGGCUGAACAAGCAGAAACCGAGGUCAGUCAUAUAUAUAAGCGUAGGAACACUUGGUCAAAUGGAAACCAAGGAAGUGUUGGAGAUGGCUUGGGGGUUGUGUAAUAGCAACCAACCGUUUUUAUGGGUUAUCCGAGCGGGUUCCAUCCUUGGCAUUAACGGUAUAGAUUCAUUGCCAGAUGAAUUCAAUAAGAUGGUCUCUGAAAGAGGAUACAUUGUGAAACGGGCACCGCAGAUAGAAGUACUAGGACAUCCUGCAGUGGGAGGCUUCUGGAGCCACUGUGGAUGGAACUCAACACUCGAGAGCAUUGGAGAAGGAGUGCCAAUGAUUUGCAGGCCUUUUCAUGGGGAGCAAAAGUUGAACGCAAUGUAUAUUGAAAGAGUUUGGAGAAUAGGGUUUCAGGUGGAAGGUAAAGUGGAUAGAGGAGAAGUUGAGAAAGCUGUGAAGAGGUUGAUCGUGGAUGACGAAGGUGCGGGGAUGCGGGAGAGAGCCCUUGUUCUAAAAGAGAAGCUCAAAGCCUCUGUCAAAAAUGGAGGCGCCUCAUACGACGCAUUGAAUGAGCUUGUCAAGUACUUGAAGACAAAGUAAAGAUUUUGAACUUCAUGUAUUAUUAGAGAUAAUUGAAUGGUUGCAAAUUUACAAAAGCAAUACAAAUCAAACUCGAGCA
This is a messenger RNA of Arabidopsis lyrata subsp. lyrata, 1503 nucleotides long. Its product is annotated as UDP-glycosyltransferase 76E6. Gene Ontology annotation, molecular function: UDP-glycosyltransferase activity. The coding region runs from base 78 to 1424 and encodes 448 amino acids. The record is from RefSeq and is a predicted model, not a curated record. The transcript is spliced from 2 exons. Lineage: Eukaryota; Viridiplantae; Streptophyta; Magnoliopsida; Brassicales; Brassicaceae.